AUGGCCCCUGAUGUCGUAACCAGAGGGAACAGUACUCUGGCUAUGUUCAAGAGGCUCAUGCCAACCAUCGAAAGCUUGAUAAUCGACGCAACCACAGGACCGAAUCAAGCUGACUCGGCUAAUUACGAUAGACUUUGGACAUUACGACUAAACAGCAAAGAGAUGAGACAGGUUGAUGAGCUUAUAGGUGUAUUGGAGCUCAUUAAUGAAUUCGAUCUAGCUGUCGAGCUCAUCAUAAUCACAGACGGUUAUUUGGUUGCCACAACGUUCCACCCAUCAUUUAACACUCUCUGGUUCCUUGAGGAUCAAGCUGGAGCCAAAAAAUCAAAGAAAAAGUUAAGGAAGAGUACGAUCAGGUCAGCAACUGGCCUCCAAAGCGGGGUAAGGAGUAUUCAUACAUUCGCUGGCACCGGACGCUGA
Lobosporangium transversale is the source of this 420-nucleotide messenger RNA. RefSeq lists its product as hypothetical. The coding region runs from base 1 to 420 and encodes 139 amino acids. The record is from RefSeq and is a predicted model, not a curated record. Lineage: Eukaryota; Fungi; Mortierellomycota; Mortierellomycetes; Mortierellales; Mortierellaceae. The transcript is spliced from 2 exons.